Messenger RNA from Diospyros lotus (date-plum), 2236 nucleotides. RefSeq names its product reticulon-like protein B9. The transcript is spliced from 5 exons. Bases 12 to 731 code for a protein of 239 amino acids. The record is from RefSeq and is a predicted model, not a curated record. NCBI's taxonomy places the organism in Eukaryota, Viridiplantae, Streptophyta, Magnoliopsida, Ericales, Ebenaceae.
GCAAAAAUUACAUGGUGUGUGGUUCCCCAAUUCUCUCUGCUGUAAAACUAUCAUUUACUUCUAUAGUAACAAUGCCAAAUCACACAUCAUCUGAUUCCGAUGAUGAAAGGAUGGGGAAGAACUUUGGUCGCGAAAGACCAGUGCAUGAUAUUCUUGGAGGAAGAAAAGUCGCAGAUGUGCUGUUGUGGAGGGACAAAAGGGUAUCUGCUGCAAUUCUUCUCACUAUUUCGACAAUAUGGUUCCUGUUUGAGGUUGUCGAAUACAAUUUCGUGACCUUACUCUGUCACAUUACCAUUACUACAAUGCUCCUAAUCUUCAUUUGGUGUAUGGGUGCAGAUAUCUUCAAGUGGCCUCCUCCAAGGAUCCCUGAUGUUAUCUUAGACGACUCCUCGUUCAGAGAAGUCGCUGCAGUCUGGCAUGCAAAACUUAAUCACUUCUUCAGGAAGUGCUUUGAUGUUGCAUGUGGAAACGAUUUUAGACACUUCAUUUUGGCACUUGGUUGUCUCUGGAUAGUUUCAGUGAUUGGGAACUAUGUCAGCACCUUGAACCUUCUGUUUGUGGGUUGUGUCAGCUUGCUGACACUGCCAUAUCUGUAUGAAAGAUACGAGGAAGAAGUUGAUCAUCUUGUAGGGAAAGCAAACCGGCAGAUAAGGAAAUCAUACAAGAAGUUCGAUGCAGAAGUUCUCAGAAAAAUUCCAAGAGGACCAGUGAAAGAAAAGAAAGCCAAAUGAAAGAGGAGUGCUCAUAUUUUGUUGGAAGGCGAAAGGCUUCGAGGUUUGAGAUGGAAAAGGAGGACACUGUGCUUGUCAAUCUAAGAAAUAUAGUGAAUAAAACUGUGAAUUAUUGAACUUUAAACAAAAACACAGAUAUAUACUUGAAAAGUCAUAUAUACUUGAAAAGUCUUGAACACUGCAUUCUUAUGAAUCUAUCUCAAUUAGUUCCAGUAUUUCUGGAUUUAUACAUGACCCAUGGACUUGCAAAUUGCUAUUCAAACUAUUUUAAGAUGUGGUUUCACAUCUACAAAUCUAAGGGGCCAAUAUUCUAAAAUAUAGUGGAAGCUGCUCUGGAAAAGAAAAUCCAAACACUUGAAAGGAAAUGCAGUAUUGAGUACAAAGUGAAGCUGAAUGAGUCAGAAAGCAUUAAAGAACGAAGAAUAGGAACAAACAAUGCAAUCAACAUUCUUGAAAUGGCCUUACCUCACUCCAGGAGCCAUUUUUGCAAUCAGUUUUCAAAAACUAAUCUUUUGUAGUCCUUGAAAGGCAUCCUAGGAUUCUUCCUUCACGAACUAUUGGUUGCAGUAAUCAGGAAGUUCUGGCUUUAUGGGCCCCAGACAAGGAUAAGAUCUGAUCCUGCAAAGAGGGUAUGCAAAUUUGUGAAUUAAAUGAAAUAAAGUUUGUCGUCAACGUUCGCGAUCUCAUAUGUGCACUCUACCCAUAUAAUAUCAUAUUGUGAUUCUGAUUGAUCUUUAAUCGCCUUAAGAGGCCUAUAAAUGUCACAAUAACCACUCACGAAUCAAGUUCAGCGACAAGGAAGAGUAGGAUUGGCGGAGCCAACGAGAUGCUUGACAAUACUAUAGCCUGUCAAUUCUACCGUUAAGGCAUGAAAUUCUAACGUAAGAACCCUCUAGCAGUGAGGACUGCUGAUUUCACAAGCAAACACCCAACAAGAGAAAAAGAAGAGAGAUGGCGAGGGAAUGGAAAGAGGAGAUCACCCGGGAUAUUGGUGGCACUGAUGCUUUUCUAGUCGUCUGGGUAGUUUUAGUCACUUUUUCUCUCAUUUCAGCCAUCAUGUUCUCCUGUGCGGAUGGUGCAUCCAGAGACAGGGCUUCAACAGGAGAGCUAGGGGUUCAGGCUAGCGGUUGUGCAGCCGCCUGUGGUGCAGGCUGUGGUGGAGGUUGUGGGGGUUGACUAAACCUUCACCUGGGUCGUUAGUCCUGACCCGAAGCUUAAACCAGAGGCUGAAAUCUUCUGCUGGCACCACAGAGAUUACAGGAAAGUUGUUUCAAAUUCAGCAAAUUCUUCUCCCACACAGAUGAUUAGCUGCUCAAAUUGCGCUCAUUUCCAUGACCAACUUUCAAGAUACCGAUUCAUCAUCUGUUUAUCUUUUUACUUGCACAAUUACAAGAUUAUUUGGUAACUGUAUUCGUAUGUUACUAUCUUUCUUCUUACCCUUUCUCCCUGUAAUUGCUCUUCUCCUACACUUUCCUGGAAUAUUAGAGCUUUUACAUUUCUCUUAA